Molecule: messenger RNA, 1915 nt
Organism: Durio zibethinus
Lineage: Eukaryota; Viridiplantae; Streptophyta; Magnoliopsida; Malvales; Malvaceae
Source: RefSeq, a predicted model, not a curated record
ACUUGAGGUGGUAACGGUGAGAAGAAAUAGUAUAAGACUAAUAAUAAAUUUUCCCGAGUCUUUAACAUACCGACCCAACAGACACAACACUCUCUCAGACAAGUUUUCAUACGCGCCCCUGAUAAUCCUCUGUGCUUUUCAUUUUUUGUUGCAAGAUUUUGUUCUGUCUUUUUUUUUUUUGUUAUAGCCCAGUCGUUGUUCCGUGUACAACCAGUUCACUUGUUAAAGGCCCCAAAAAAACCAAAAAGAAAAAAAGUUCAGUUCUUAACAAAAAAACCUAAAAAGCACCUCGAUUUUGGAACUAGGUUGUGUUCAGAUCUUGGAUUAGAGCCACAGAUUCCAACAAAAAUAUCAUUUCUUUUUAUUUUUUGACUUUGAAGUUAUAAAGCCAAAGCCCAAGGUUCAAUUUCUUGGUGUUUUCAUGGAUUCACCACAGUCAGUUGUCUCACCAUUCAAGAGCUCUGUUGUAGCUGAGCCUGAGAAGCAGAUUUCCGAAUUUUUCACUAGGAACUCUGGUGGCUUAUCAAAUGGUUCCGAAACUAACAGAAACGAAACUGUUGUGUCCAACCAAGAUAACUUCAUUGGUGUUCUUGAGGUUUAUGUUCAUCAGGCAAGAGACAUCCAUAACAUCUGCAUUUACCACAAGCAGGAUGUCUAUGCUAAGCUUUGUCUCACCAGUGAUCCUGAAAGCACAGUUUCCACCAAGAUCAUUAAUGGUGGUGGGAGGAAUCCAGUGUUCAAUGAAGAUCUUCGUCUCAAUGUUCGAACUGUUGAUUCCUCUCUCAAAAUCGAGAUAUUCAUGAUGAGUAGAGUGAGGAACUAUCUUGAAGACCAGUUGCUGGGGUUUGCAUUGGUGCCACUGUCUGAAGUACUCCUCAAGAAUGGGAAAUUGGAGAAGGAAUUCUCUCUUUCUUCAACUGAUCUGUUACAUUCACCUGCUGGUUUUGUCCAACUGUCUCUUGCAUAUGCUGGAUCAUCUCCUGAAGUAAUGGCUAUCCCUGCAAUGCCUGCAGAUUUGGUUGCUGAUGAGAUCGUGAAAGAUUCAGAAACAAGCGAGUGUGAGUUAGAAAAGAUUGAGUUUCCAGAUCCAAAAAUUGUGAAUGAGAACCAGAUGAUGGUUUCUGAGUAUUUUGGGAUCCCAUGUUCCAAUAUGGACUCUGAAAGUUCUGAAAGUUUGAUCACCUCUGAUGCUGAGAAUCAAGUUAAUUCAGAGAUGGGUGUUGAUGUAGUCAAUUCCAUCCAAGUUCCAAAGAUUGAUUCUCCUCCAAGCAGCGUGUCAACUAAUGGGGUUUCAUCUCCAUCAGCUGCUGCAAGCUCUGAGUCCUCUGAUGGUCCAGCUGCUUCAAAAGCUUCUACUCAGGAAGACAUAUCAGCCCCAAAAGAGAAAACUGUGGAUGCUGGAGAUGCUGACAGUGAUUCCUCUGGGGCACAAAGUGAUUCCAUUGCAAAACCUGUUGUUUCUGUCAAUAUUGAGCCUGAGCAGAAGGUGGUGCAGCAGGAGAUAGUGGACAUGUACAUGAAAAGCAUGCAGCAAUUUACCGAGUCAUUGGCUAAGAUGAAACUGCCUCUGGACAUUGACAGUGGACCAACUAAAUCAGAGAAUUCAAGUACUACAACUGAUCAGAAAAUACAGGCAUCAAAAAACACGGGCUCUCGGGUGUUCUAUGGAAGUAGGGCUUUUUUCUAAGCUCCUUGUUCCUCUGUUCAAAGGAAGACACACAGGUGACUUUAGAUUUUAGAGUGGAGACUGGAGACUAAUACUAGUAGUUGAGUGUAAUAAUGUAUCAUGUAAUGUGUUGUUUUCCUUUGUACAUCGACAUGCUUUAGAUGAGGGGUAAAAUCAUGACUUGUACUGUUACUAGCUAUGUUCCAUUGCAACUUCUGUUAGUAUAUAUGAACCUUUCCUUUUAUAUCA